Toxorhynchites rutilus septentrionalis is the source of this 740-nucleotide messenger RNA. Its product is annotated as cuticle protein 7-like. The transcript has 2 exons. NCBI's taxonomy places the organism in Eukaryota, Metazoa, Arthropoda, Insecta, Diptera, Culicidae. The coding region runs from base 48 to 740 and encodes 230 amino acids. Gene Ontology annotation, cellular component: extracellular matrix. The record is from RefSeq and is a predicted model, not a curated record.
AGUUUUCAUUCGCCACUCAUUCGAUCAAAGAGUAGAUUUGCAUAAAAAUGGCAUUCAAAUUUGUAGUCUUGUUCGCUUUUCUUGCUGUCGCCGCUGCACAGCAUUAUGAAUCGAAUUACUAUCAGCAGCCACAGUAUCACGCUCAACCUGCCUUGCUGAAGACCAUUCAGCCGGCUUUGGUGAAAACAAUUCAACCAACUUUGAUUAAGACUGUCCAGCCAACUCUGGUUAAGGCUGUGAAGCACGUUGAAUACCCUGAUGCCCCAGCUGAGUAUCAGUUCGCCUAUGAAGUGCACGAUGAUCACACCGGAGACAUCAAGAGCCAGCAUGAGGAGCGUCACGGGGACAGUGUCAAGGGAUACUACACUCUAGUCGAUGCCGAUGGACACCGUCGUAUCGUUGAGUACAGCGUUGAUGGACACAGUGGCUUCAACGCCGUUGUCCGUCGUGAGCCUCUAGAGGGACACAAAAUUGUGAAGGCGGUUGCCCCUGUUGCCAAGAUCGUUGCCCCAGUGAAGGUACUUGCCCAAGCUCCGGUUCAUCAUUACCAGCCAGCCCCUGCCCAGGUUCACAUUCAUCAAGCUCCAAUUCAUCAUUACCAACCAGCUCCAGUCAAGCUCAUCAGUGCCCCAGUUGCUAAGAUUGCCCUUCCAACCGUCGCCAAAGUGGCGUAUGCCCCACAGCACGAAACCCUGAACCAUGUUCAAUUCAGUGGACACUCCGCCAACUACCACUACUAA